AAGUUGAGUUUUGUUGCAAAUAAAAAGAAGCAAUGGGAGGUAGUGAUGACAGUGAGAAGGACAUUAUUAAGCAAAUUGCAAUAAACCUCUGUUCAGUUCUCAGCUCAGAAAGGCUAAGAAAAUGGUACCCAGAGGAAGCGAGAGCGGAGUACAAAGAUACGACAUACGAAGACCUUCCGUUCCAUACUUUCAAAUGUAGAUCUGUUGAAGAGUUCAUGGCCAAAUACUUGGGAGAUUAUUUAAUCUUUACUAAGGACGAGCAGGGUAGAUCCAUGGUUCAGGCCAGACCUGAUGAGAAGACGAAUCAUGUGAGCAGUCUCAUAGCAAGGACCAAGUCGAAAUCAAAAAAGAUUAAACGACCGGCAGGCAAGCAGAGCUACCUUAGCCACCACCAGCCAGCUCACAUCAGUCUCUUCAAGAAGGGCAAACCCGGGGGCUACUCCAAGUCCUUGCAGUUGAAGUGGUCCGGGUACACUUCCAACCACUGUAAACCAUUUGGUAGAAGCAGUAACAGUAUAAAUUAUAAUAAUAAUAUUGGAAAUGGUGAUUAUCAAUGUGGGGAUAAUAAUUAUAGAGCUGCUAAUGUUAUGGCUGAAUGGUUCCCAGCAGAUAGUAAAAGCAGAAAUAAUGGUAAUGCUAAGGAGCACGUAAAAGAUUUAAAAAUUAAACUCGAGGAGCAGAAGCAACUACAACGGCGACAGAGACCUCCUCUCCUCUCUAACCCGCCACUCAAUCCUUCCCUUCUUCGUUCUGGCCAGGCUCCUCCUUCGUCAUCAUCUUUAUCACCCAGGAAGACAUUCAACACAUUAUCAGCAACAUCAACGGCAACGACAAUGAGAGCUCUUGCCACUACCAAUUCUACCAAAGGCCUGUCUGUUCACGAUAGGCUGGGCGUCAGGCGAACUACUAAUAAUAAUUAUAAUAAUAUUUUCAGUAAUUAUACUAAUAAUAAAAAUAAUGAUAACAUCAAUAAUAACGGAAGUGGCAAUAAUAAUAAUAACAAUAAAUCCGUCUAUGAUAGGUUGGGUGUCAGUGCCAAAGUUAGGUUGGGUGUUGAUGAUAGUAAUAAUAAUAAUAACAAUAAUAAUAACUUCCUUGAAAAUAAUAACAACAUCAUCAAUAGUAAAAAUUCUGUGCAAGGCUCCUCUUCUCAUGCCAUCAAGAUAAUGAAGAGCAACGACACCUAUAAUGAUGGCAAAAGCUACAAAUCUUUUACUGCUCAUAUUAAUAAUAAUAAAUAUAAUGGAAGUGAUAAUAAUAAUAGUAAUUUUAAUGGCAAUUCUAAAAAUCAUUUUUGGUCCUUAACCAGAACAAUUGACAACGUGGCUAGCAAGAACUCUGACAUCAGUUUGCACGAUAUGACCACUGAUAAGGGGAAUGAUGAUGACAAAAGUUUCAUCAAUGAUGAUGAAGAUGAUGAAAAUUACGACGAUGAUGACACUGAAGAUGAAGUACGAAACAGUAGCCAAUCACCCGAAAGGGGUGACGGUGAUCAUUAUCAUACGAGUUGGCGGGAGAAUGAUAGCAGUAACGAUAGUAGUCGUCGUAGUUCUGUAUCUAAAUGUGGUAAAACUACUAGAAAGGAUUGCAAUUUUGCGGAUGAUGGUAGUCGUUCUGAUGAUUAUGCUAAGUAUGAUGAAGGUGAUGAGAAGGGCAGUGACCUCUGGAUGGUGGAUUCUGAUGAUCAGGAUCUGGAGAGAGAUGCAGAGCUUCUUGUUCAAAAGUUCCAGAAACAGCAAGAACAUCUUCACAAUCACAAACAAACCAAGCAAAAGCAUGAUCCUCCGGAAAAAAAUAAGAAACAUGCUGUCGGUAAACAGCUGACAACUGAAAACAUACCACCAGUCACGAGGUUUCAUUCCACAUCUUCUGCAAAUAUAUGUACCAACAACAGCAACGACAACAUCAACAUCAACAUCAGCAGCAGUAAACAUAUCAGCUACAACAACAGCAGAUCCAGCAUCCAGUCAUCAAUUCUUGCAAUUAUCUGCAUCAUCGUCGGCACAUCAUCAUCUGUUCUUUCAGCAACAUCAAUAUUACCUGAAGAUGAAUUUCUAGAUGUCUUUCCACAGGAUGCACCAACUCCUUCAUGCCCAUCUGCAAUACCACUCGAAGAUACUGUGAUAAUAAAAGAUAUCAGAAGUACCUCUGAAGUGCUUGCCCUCAGAUCUAAUGGACAAUUGGUGACAUUCAGUUUGUGUCAUUUGACUGAUGCCGACUUAAGCGUUGACAUGGAAUAUCUUAAUGUCAUCCUAUUGGAGAGAACGUUCAGGGUGGUCUUCACUCUUGGAUCGGGCAAUGUCUAUGGAACACUGUGGCCCGUCAGUGAGGAUGGUCAGGUGGAGCUGCAGGACCGUGACGUCAACCUGGUCAUCCUCGAAAACAUGCUGACACUGCCCAGCCCUGCCAGCCUGCCUAGGCAAGACCAGGAUGGGAGCGACAGUUUCCAUAGGAUUUAUUACUCCAUCCACGAGAUGAUGAACAUCAGACAGCAUCAUCCAAUUAAACCCAACAGCUUGGUCAGCAGGGUAAUCAAUGAGUAUUUGUUGACUCGUAGCCAACCGUGGAUUCGUAGCCAGGCCAGUCCAGCUGCUGAUCUCGAUUCCUUUUGUAAUACUUCUAGUGCUGAUGUCAGAGGUUGUGAAAGUUUGAAGCGAAAAAUGGGGUUGGCUCUAGUGGUGAAGGUUGAUGAGGUAGAGAAUGUCAGUGGAAAGUUUUGGGUGAAGAUGCUCACCACCAAAGCUGAGCUGCAGGAAGCACGACGUUCAUGCGAUUUGCCAUCUAUCCCCGCUUUGGAGUGCCAACUCUUCCAACUGACACCAGAUGAAGUCGUCUGGUCAAGAACGGCUUCGUUGAAAUUAUUUGAAUUGUUGAAACCGCCGCAGAAGGUGGUACUGAAAAUUUUUGAGAGGUCAAAGGUCGCGGGUAACAUCAUUCUGAAGGUGGACGUCCGAUUGAUGAACGAAAUCACCUACGUUGGAGAUAAGCUGAAAGUCGAUAAGGAGGUCAUCAGACUGUAUGCAAGAAUACCAAAGGCACCGUUGCCAAGUUUUGGAGAGCGCAUAUAUAUCACGCACAUCAGAACGUUUCAGUACUUUCACGCCUUUCCCCACAAGUACCACAAGGAUCUCCGCGAUCUCUUCCAAGGCAUGCAGGUUUAUUACAACGGGAUCAGUCCUGAGGGGGAGAGACCCUCAACGCCGUCUCCACCUCAGUCGGACAUGGCACCAUUCUCACGUCAGCUGACACCCGAUCAACAUCGUAAAAAAUCAACGACGUCCAGUAAAAUUGUGGUCGCUGCACCAGAUUCUCCACAAGUGCCUAUCGAUCUCUUCCAACAUGCCUCCUCUUCAUCAGUGAAGACUUCAACCUCAUCAUCAUCAUCACCAUCUGACGUCAUCGAAUUUGGUCACGUGUAUGCCGUAAAGUCAGAGGAGGAUGGUUUGUGGUAUCGUGGCAAGGUGCUCAAUCUCAAUUACUCCACUACUAAGAAGAUCUUAAUAAACUAUGUGGACUUUGGACAUCAUGAGACGUUCAAUUCCGUCUCGAGGAACAUGAAGUUUCUGAUCGAUGACUUCAGAAGACUUCCCAUGCUGUCAUAUGAAUUCAAGUUGGCCGGUGCGCACAUGCCGGCUAAUCCUUCUGAACGCCAACUCUACAACAGGAUCUGCCACAAAGUCUUCAGAUGUUUUCUAACGGAUUCUAGAGAUCUUCUGAACCCUGCUGUCUUGUUGGAGACCUCACUCAGUCAACUUGAUCACCAUGUUCACGAUGCUGAUGAUGUGCAUGUGCCUUUGCUCGUUCAUUACUGA
Messenger RNA from Helobdella robusta, 3812 nucleotides. RefSeq lists its product as hypothetical. The record is from RefSeq and is a predicted model, not a curated record. Bases 33 to 3812 code for a protein of 1259 amino acids. Lineage: Eukaryota; Metazoa; Annelida; Clitellata; Rhynchobdellida; Glossiphoniidae. The transcript has 16 exons.